AUGGUUGUUUGGGGUCGUGCGUACAACGAUGGGCUCGACAGAAAGACGUUAUUUGUUCGUUCCAUUCCAUUUGAUGCUACUUCAGAAGAACUUUCAGAAUUCUUUUCUCAGUUUGUACCAGUUAAACACGCAGUUAUAGUCAAUGACAAUGAACAAAAGUCUCGUGGGUUUGGUUUUGUUUCAUUCACAAUGGAUGACGAUACUCUUACUGCAUUAGUGGAAUCUAGAAAGGCAAAAUUCAAAGGUCGUUUACUUAGAGUUGAUAUUGCCAAACGAAGAGAUCGUAAGGACAAAUCAGGUGAAGAACCAAUCAAGAGAGAACCACAAGCUCCUGUGGAAAAAAGACGUGCAAGAUUAAUUGUUAGAAACUUACCGUGGUCAUGUAAGAAACCAGACACUUUAAAGAAGUUGUUUAGUAAAUAUGGGGCGGUAUUUGAUGCAUAUAUCCCCAAGAAAAAGGGUGGCCAGAUGUGUGGGUUUGCAUUUGUUACUAUGAAAAAACAAGCUGCUGCUGAACGUGCAGUCAAGGAAAGCGUGGGUUUGAAGAUUGACGGUAGAGAAGUUGCUGUCGAUUUGGCUGUUGAAAAAUCUAAAUGGGAACAGAUUAAAGAAGAUGAGCCAGAAGAAGAACUGGAAGAGGAACAAGAUGAACAAGAGGAAGAAAUAGAAGAAAAGGAAGAUGAUGAAGAAGGAGAAGAAGGUGAUGAAGAAGAUGAUGAUGAUGAAGACAAGAAUGAAGAUUUCCACAACUUGAAUGAAAUAAAUUCAGAUGACGAACCAGAAUCCGACAUUGAAAUAGAACAAGAAGCGGAUGAAGAAGAAGAAGAAAAGCCAAGAAAGAAGUCUAACAGACAGGAACCAUUUGCCAUUUUCAUCAGAAAUAUCCCUUAUGAUGCUGAUGAAGAAUCACUUGCUGAACACUUCAACACUCAUUUCGGUCCUGUUAAAUAUGCCCUUCCGGUUAUAGACAAACAAACUGGUCUUGCCAAGGGUUCUGCAUUUGCUGCAUUCGUAAACCAAGAUUCAUAUACUGAAUGUAUUGAAAAUGCUCCAACUGUUGCUUCCACCUCCAUGCUUAUCCCCGAUGACGUUUCUGCCGGGUAUGUUUACCAAGGUCGUAUUCUUUCCAUCACUUCUGCCGUUGACCGUACUUCGGCUAAUCGUCUUGCUGAAAGAAAUUCAGAAAAGAGAAAAGAAGCACUUGGUAAAGCCCCUUCAGAAAAGGACAAGCGUAACUUGUUCUUAUUGAAUGAAGGUAGAAUCACUACCAAUUCCAAACUCGCUCAAUUCAUUUCCAAAACCGAUCUUGAACUUCGUGAAAAGUCUUAUAAAUUGAGAGUUCAACAAUUAAACAAGAAUCCAACUUUGCAUUUAUCCCUCACCAGAUUGGCCAUUCGUAACCUUCCUCGUGCCAUGAACUCCAAGGCAUUAAAGGCAUUGGGUCGUAAGGCGGUUGUUUCCUUUGCUACUGAAGUUAAAGAAGAAAAGCGUCAACCAUUGUCCAAGGAAGAAGUUAACCGUUCAAUCAAAUUCAAGCACGAUCUUGAAGGAGAUGAUCAAGAACAAGAAGAGAAAAAGAAAAAGAAUAAGCAUAUGGGUGUGGUCCGUCAAGCUAAGGUUAUUAUGGAAGUCAAGGGUACUGGUGAAGUUGGACGUAGUAGAGGGUAUGGGUUUAUUGAAUUUAGAGACCAUAAAGCUGCAUUAAUGGGUUUGAGAUGGUUGAAUGCUCAUGAAGUCAGCAUUAGUGAAAUAGUUGAAGGUUUGACUGAUGAAGAAAAGAAAGUCGCCAAGUUAGAAGGAUUGGCCAAGAGAAGAUUAAUUGCAGAAUUUGCUAUUGAAAAUGCUCAAGUGGUCAAGAGAAGAAGAGAAAAGGUUAUGAUUGCUCGUAAACAUGGAACUGAAGGUGAUAAUAAAGACUAUAAGGAUAAAAAGAGAAGAAGAGGUGACGAUGAUAAUGAAAAGUCUGAUAAGCCUGGUAACAAAAAGAGAAAAGGACCUUCUAGAAAGGGUAACAUGAAUAAAGGACCCAAGUCUGCCGCUGUAGAACAAAGUGAACCAAAGAACAAGUCUGGACUUUCUGAUGACGUAAAGAAGAUCAUUGGAAUGAAAAGAAUGAGAAGAAAGGGGAAAAAGUAAAGUAUCUAAUCUCUUCUUAUGUACAUUAACAAAUAUUAUACAAAAACAUAACAGCUCGUAAACACACAACAAGUAGAUUUAUGCAGAUGAAUCAUUGAAAAUAAUAACGUAAACAUAAAUCAGUCAUAAUUCAUUAUUAUCAAAAUUAAGGAAAGGUAAGUGUAUAUGCCGAUUCAUUUCAGUAAACGCAAACUAAAGUCAAACACGUUCAACUUUUCUAGGGUCCUCUAAACAAAGGUCUAUAAGAAAUAAUCACUUCUCAGCAGUUUGCCUCCGUUGUUUUUAACUGCCAAAUCACCAUCUUGAACUGCGCUGAAAAUCUUAAAGUUCGGUUCAUCAUAGUCGUCAACUUGCAUCACACUAGCAACAUUCCCACAUCUAUAACAAUAAUUAGGAGCUGACCAGACCGUAACUACAUCCUUCUCUUUGAAAUGGAAUCUGAACCCCUCCAUUACUAACUGAUGGGCCCGGGCAAUUAAACUUAAAUUAUUAAUAUGGUUGAAUUCUCGAGACACUUUGGAACCGAAUAACCAACCAGCUCCUCUCGGCGAUACUGCCCAAGUAUCUACAUUAUCUGGAUCGGACCAAACCAAAUCACAGAAACCACCUUCGUGAGGCACCUCUUGUGCUCUGGAAAGAACUCUGAUCUGAUCAAGCAUUCUGAUUUCUGGGGAUAACCCUCCAUGAACACAAAGGAUUUUUCCGUCGAUUAUAGCAGCAAGAGUAAGGAAAUCAAACACUUGACAACAAUAUUUCCAAACGGUGGUUGAUCCAUAUUUUGUAAGACAUUCUUCAUAAAACCCGUAAACUUGGGUGAUUUGACGUGAUUCGUGAUUACCUCUUACCAAAGUUAUUCUGUGAGGGUAUUUUACUUUCAAGACCAUUAAUAAUGUGAAAGUUUCAAGGGAAAAGUAACCUCUAUCGACAUAAUCUCCUAAAAAUACAUAAUUGGUGUUGUUAUCAUCCAGAGGCAAUCCUCCGGAUAUCCGGAAUAAUUCUAGCAAAUCGUGAAAUUGACCAUGGAUAUCACCACAUACAGUUACAGGAGAUUGAACUGGCUGGAUAUUUGAUUCUUCCAUAAGGAGCUCCUUAACCAACUCACAUAAUUGUUUCAUAUCUGACUCAGUGAGUGCUAUGCAUUUCUUGAUUUGUUCUAACCAUUGAUCAGGACCUCGCUCACCCAUUUUUUUUGCUUUUCUAUCUAUCUAUAUUAUAUCAACUGGAAAGUAGGAAUUAUAAAUUAAUAAUUUAAUAGUAAAAUUUGAUGAACAAUUAGAUGUGAAACGAAACAAGGUGUAUUUUACUUUUUCCCUUUAAAUAUUUUGACUUGUCUUUGGUUUCUAAAGACAAAAUUUUCUAAGAUGUGUGAGAUUUGUUUGUGAUUGUGUGUGUGAGGGGUAGUGGUGGGUGGUGUUAUUGUAGUUGUAUGUUGUUGUUAGGUGUUGAUGUGGUUAUGCCCAAAUUUUUGCUUAAUAAUUCUUCUAUUU
Spathaspora passalidarum NRRL Y-27907 is the source of this 3623-nucleotide messenger RNA. RefSeq names its product mRNA-binding ribosome biosynthesis protein (gene NOP4). The record is from RefSeq and is a predicted model, not a curated record. Gene Ontology annotation, molecular function: RNA binding. Lineage: Eukaryota; Fungi; Ascomycota; Pichiomycetes; Serinales; Debaryomycetaceae. The transcript is spliced from 2 exons. Bases 1 to 2136 code for a protein of 711 amino acids.